AUGCAUCCAGAGGUGCAAACAGAAAGAAAACUCAAGAAUGUUCGAGUGGACCUGGGCAGCGAGUUCGACAAUGACGUUUUCACAAACUUCUGCCGCAGCCAAGGGAUAACCAUCGAGCGCGUUCCAAAAGCAUCAUCUGCAGCGCACGGGCAUGCAGAACGAGGAAACCGAACAGUCAUUGCUGGUGCUCGGACUCAGCUAAUCGAAUCAGGUUUGGAUGCACACUUUUGGGCAGAGGCAGCUGCAAGCCACUGCUACGUACAGAGCUUUAUCCCAUCUUCUCAACAUCCCGACUCUGUUCCCUGGAUGCGAUGGUUCAAUAAGAAGGACAAUGCAGGACAACAAAUACGCCCAAAUAUUUCGCACUUACGAGUGUGGGGAAGCGUGUGUUGGGUCCUCGAUUUGGAUAAUGUUGAAGUGAAGCUAGGAAGGCAAGGGUGGGAAGGAUGGAUGGUUGGAUACAUGGGAAGGCGGGGCUACAGAGUAUUUGAUCCAAAACGGGGAAAGGUAUACGAAGUGCGAAACGUGAUCUUCGAGGAAGGCGUCCCUCAUCGGACAGAAGGAUCCAAGCCCACAUCCGACCAUAGCAGCGUCCUUGUUAAUGAAGAUGAAGCACAGUCAGACGCACAAGAUUGGGAAAAUCUUCGAGAAAUCACGCACGAAUCUACCGAGUCUCCGGGGCAAACGCCUAGAAAUGAAGAAGCCUCAGCUGACGGGAUUACUACAAAUGAAAGUCCACAAAUUGAAACAACGAACCCAAGACCAGUUCCACCCCUUCCACGGAGAACAAGCCGCAUUCCGAAACCGAGUCGAAAGAUGUUAGAAAGCAAGAUUUCGGACCAUAUGGAAGAAGAGGCAAGAAACGCAAGAGAAGAUUGGGCAAGGGAUAACCAGCGCCCUUCUGUGAAUUUUGUCGAUCUGAACGCUGAUUUCUUCGAGCAAGAAACGCUCACAAAUCCAUUAGCGCUGGCAAGUGCAACAAAAGGAAACUUACCAAAGAAUGGCGCAGAAGCAAUGAACGAUCCAAAAUGGCUCACACCGAUGUGUACUGAAAUGAAGCAAUUCAGCGACCGAAAAGUUUGGGAACUUGUGCCGCUACCACCUGGAGAGGUGGCGUUUGACGGAAUGUGGGUGUUCGACAUAAAAGUGGACGGUGAAGUGAAAGAGGUGAAACGCCAGGCAAGAUACGUGGCACGGGGCGAUCAGAUGGUGGAAGGACGCGACUUCGGAACAAAAUGGGCCAUGGUAGCCCGCAUGGAGUCCGUUCGAAUGGUAUUCGCGGUUGCCACAGUCAAGAAUCUAAAAGUGCGGCAGUGGGAUUUUUCCGGAGCAUAUCUCAACGGCGAAAUGGACCAACCUGUUUACAUGAAGCAACCUAGAGGCUUCGAGAAGAAGGGGGAAGAAAGCAAAGUUUGUCUUCUUCUCCGACCCCUCUACGGUCUAGUCCAAGCGGGCCACAUAUGGUAUAAGCUUCUUGCUUCGGGUUACAAGACACUGGGAUACUCCGAAAAUGCCGCUGAUCCAUGUGUCAGAACAUGA
This is a messenger RNA of Mycena citricolor, 1539 nucleotides long. The record is from the annotation of a GenBank genome assembly. NCBI's taxonomy places the organism in Eukaryota, Fungi, Basidiomycota, Agaricomycetes, Agaricales, Mycenaceae.